Messenger RNA from Ictalurus furcatus (blue catfish), 1977 nucleotides. Its product is annotated as cilia- and flagella-associated protein 100-like. NCBI's taxonomy places the organism in Eukaryota, Metazoa, Chordata, Actinopteri, Siluriformes, Ictaluridae. Bases 100 to 1626 code for a protein of 508 amino acids. The record is from RefSeq and is a predicted model, not a curated record. The transcript has 14 exons.
UCUAUUCCAUACACAGGAACUCAGAGGAUAUAUACAGAGGAUUCAUUUGCUUAUGCAGUGAAUGAAAGUUGAUGUGUUUAGUUUUAUUUCCAGACAUACAUGCUGAACGAGCUAAGCCUGAGUAAAGAAGUAAAGGAAGGAAGAAACAACAUGACGUCUUCAAGCAGCAGCCCCUUUAGGAUGCCCAGCAACAUUCUGGAGUCUGCCAUGCAGAAAGAAGAAGAGAGGAGACAGGAGCGGAGAAUGGAGCGCACUCUGAACAUGCACGAGAAGGGGGUUAAUCCCCGAGAGAGCGUUCGUUCCAUCAUGUCCCGCUGCAUGAAGGAGAUAGAGGACGAAGAGCAUGACAAAAAGUGGAAAGAAAGCACAUCAGGAGAGGCAGCCUACUUCGCUCCCUCAACUAAAUUCGUGCCACUCGAAAGUGAAUUUUACCACAUGGGGACCUCCCGAGACUUCAUAGAGAAGCAGGAAGAGAUUGUUCGACUGCAGUGCUGUAUCAUAGCAGGGCGAGAGAAAAUUCAGGCUCUGAAGGAGCAGAUGUCCCUGCAGGAAGAGGAGAUGGCGCAGGCUGAGUAUCGCUGCCGUGACGAAGUCUUUUCGGAGUACGUCGAGGAGGUGGAGAAGAAAACAGUGCUGGGUUUGAAAAGGGUUGAAGAAGAAAACGAAGCCCUGCGUGAGACAAAGCAAAAGAUCGAGAAGACCAAAUGGGCACUUGCGAAAGUUAAAAAGGAUGUUGCCGAGCGCUCGGACAUGCUGAGUCUGGACAAACAGUGUCAGGAGUUGCUCUGGAACAUCUCGCCCCCUGAGUGGCGGAAGCAGCAGGAAGCCAGGAAGCAGACAGCUGAGAGAAUCAAGGCUGCUGCAAGAGAGACGAAACCGGCUACACAAGCUACCCGGCGUCGAAGAAGUGACGUAGGUCUCAUGCUUCCGCCAAUUCAGGAGAGUCAUCAUGGGAUAUUCUUCAAUAAAGAGAGUUGCACACUGGAGAAGAUCCCGGAAUACGACGAGGGGUUUGUGGGGAACCUGGAGGUCUAUGAGAAACCGCAGAUCUAUUUCACCGACCCUAAGCAGCUGCUGAACAUCAUGGCAGAUGUGGACGCAGACAUCAAUCGGCUGUCUGAUGACCUCAGUCGGGUGGAACAUUGUCUGGAGUGCCACAAAAAAAACAUGAGCAACUUGCAGCAGGACAUGGAGAAGGACACUGCUCAGAGUAAUGAGGAGACGGACUACCUCACGAGAUGCAUGAAUAAAAAAAGAGCAAAAGCAGCGAAAAUAGAGCAGCGCAUCAAAGAAUUCAAAAUGAGUGAAGACGGUCCUGAACAAAAGAAUGCAGUCCUGAAGCAGUUGAACCAGAAGAUAUCAGAGCUGUACAGGGUCUGCGUGGGAGAUUUACCGGACAUGAGCUCACAUGAGCUGCUCACAGCGGUCGAGACGCAUUUCCAUGACCUGCUCGAACGGUUCAACACACUUCCAGAGGACGAAUUAAAGACUAUAAAGAAGGAGUACCGCAGAGAGAAGACGGCCAGGGAUAAAAAACAGAAAGAACUGAUGGUGCAGAUGGAUCGGGAGGAACGGCGGCUCCAGCGUGCUGCACGCAGGCAACAGCGGGCUCUGGAAAGAAGAUAAGAAACCUAGUGGAAAGAAGGUCAUGUGGAGGUCACAUCUAGAAAAGAAAGAACUGAAGGAAGCCGCCCUCGCCGAGAAAGAGAGAAAAACUGAAUGAUACUUCUUUCAUAUAACGAGUAACACGGUACCAUAAGGUCCAGAAAUACGCUUUCAAUAGUUUGAUAUUUUAUUUUAUUACCACAAGAUGGCAGACAAGCACAAUAAAACUGUACAAAUAUAAUUAUAUAAUCUGUAAUUACUGUCUUUAACUGUAUUUACAGAGUCAUACAUACCUCAGAACAUAUAUAUGCAGAGCGACUAGCUAACUAUUGGUGAUUUUAUAAUAACUAAAUUAAGCGAAACUCGCCAGAG